This is a messenger RNA of Symbiodinium necroappetens, 773 nucleotides long. NCBI's taxonomy places the organism in Eukaryota, Dinophyceae, Suessiales, Symbiodiniaceae. The record is from the annotation of a GenBank genome assembly.
AUGUCCAUGAUGGCCACGAUCUCAGCUCCUCCUGCCGCCUCCAAAGAAGUCAAGGUCAGGACCGGUCCAUCGACCUUUGCGGCCGUGCCAGCUUCGGAGAUUGCUCCGCAGUGCCCGGUGCAGCAAGACCAGGGUAGAUGCUGGCGACUCCUUGGCAGCGUGCUGGUGAGUGCGGCUGUAUGCACGAAGGCAACGCGGGCACAAAGAGUUCGACGACUCUGCAAGCCUGUAACGACGAUGCGCGAGCAGGCAGAGCUUCUGGUCAGCGACCGCAAAGCUUUGCGGAUUGGGAACGGCGAUCUCGAGUCUCUGAUCUCAGAGGAGGAGCGCGAGACGAUGACUCAGAAGGCUGACACACUCCAACCCUACAGGCAGUAUGUCCUCUUCGCUGCCUUCGGAUUAAUCCUGGGGGCUGGAAACGAUUUGUUUUGGCUGGUUUUCCAGCCCUCUUUCUUCACGAAGGGCUUCCUGCCAUCAGGGAGCACAGAUGAUUCGCAGUUUUCGCGGCUGCUGGUGAUCUUUGGAUUGGCAGCGGUGGGUGCAGGCCUCUACUACGUGGGGAACGUGGUCCUCGCACCUGCCGAGCUGCCUUCCGUUGAGGCCGUCAUCAGCGAGGAGGAGUCUGGUGAUUCCGUCGAGGAGGUGGAGGAGAGUCGGAUGUUCUACCGACUGCAGGGCAGGUGGUACUAUGGGCUGAACCUCGGUCAGAGCUACUCGAUCUCGAAGUGCCGCGACGGAAGCUGGAAGUUCGAGGAGGAGCUCGCUGGCAGGAG